This is a messenger RNA of Physeter macrocephalus (sperm whale), 1341 nucleotides long. RefSeq names its product 5-hydroxytryptamine receptor 3B (gene HTR3B). Gene Ontology annotation, biological process: chemical synaptic transmission; signal transduction; monoatomic ion transmembrane transport. The record is from RefSeq and is a predicted model, not a curated record. Gene Ontology annotation, molecular function: acetylcholine-gated monoatomic cation-selective channel activity; serotonin-gated monoatomic cation channel activity. Gene Ontology annotation, cellular component: neuron projection; plasma membrane; synapse. Lineage: Eukaryota; Metazoa; Chordata; Mammalia; Artiodactyla; Physeteridae.
AUGUUGGAAAUGGCAAGUUUGUGUUUCUCAACUUCUGGAAGUACCUGGGGAACACUGGCAAGUUCAAUGGCCCCUCUGUGGCCCUUGGUCCUGGUGGCCGCCUCAGGAAUCCUGGCCAUAUAUACCCCUCAUCCCAGGAGUUCUGCUCUGCACCAUCUCACCAAGCAGCUAGUACAGAAAUAUCGCGAGGAAGUGAGGCCAGUUCACACCUGGACCCAGGCCACCACAGUAUACCUGGAUGUGUUUGUCCGCGCUGUGUUGGAUGUGGAUGCACAGAAUCAAAAAUUAAAGACAAGUGUAUGGUAUCGUGAGGUUUGGGAUGAUGAGUUUUUAUCCUGGAACUCCAGCAUGUUUGAUGAGAUUAGAGAGCUCUCCCUACCUCUAAGUGCAGUCUGGGCUCCUGAUAUCAUCAUAAAUGAGUUUGUGGACAUUGAAAGAUCACCUGAUCUUUCCUAUGUUUACAUGAACUCAUCUGGGACCAUUAAGCACUCUAAGCCCAUCCAACUGGUCUCUGCAUGCAGUUUAGAGACAUACGCUUUUCCAUUCGAUAUCCAGAAUUGCAACCUAACCUUCAAUAGCAUUCUACACACAGUGGAAGAUGUAGACCUGGCCUUCCUGAGAAGCAGAGAAGGCAUUACACAUGACCAAAAAGCAUUUUUGAAUGACAGUGAGUGGGAACUUCUUUCUGUGUCCUCAAACAACAUCCUGCAAAGCAGCGCUGGAAAUUUUGCACAGAUUCAGUUUAAUGUGGUGAUUCGCAGGCGCCCAUUGGUCUAUGUUGGGAGCCUGCUGAUUCCCAGCAUCUUCCUAAUGCUCGUGGACCUGGGGAGCUCCUAUCUCCCGCCCCCCUGCCACGCCAGGAUUGUGUUCAAGACCAGCGUGCUGGUGGGCUACACCGUCUUCAGGGUUAACAUGUCUGAUGAGGUGCCGAAGAGCGCAGUGACCACCCCUCUAAUUGGUAAGCAGCUCCGGGUCGCUAGGUACCCGUCUCGCAUUACUUCUGUCCAAGAUCUGAUGUUGCCUUUCAGAUGGGGAAGGAAUCGAGGGGACACCGAGGUGGAAGGGCCUAGGAUGGAUCCCUGGGCCCAGCUCGCUGGGGUAACAGAGCCCCCUAUCUGUCAGGAGCACCGGGCCCAGCCAGGGACCAUGAGGGAAGUCUGGUCCCAGCUUCAAUCUAUCAGCAGCUACUUCCAGACCCAGGACCAGGCAGACUGACAGGAGGCUGGGUGGCUGGCCCUCCUGGAACGCUUUGACCGACUGCUCUUCCAACGCUAUCUUGUUGUGCUGGGGUUCUACACCAUCACCCUGUGUUCCCUCUGGGUGCUGUGGAGUGGCUUAUGA